Messenger RNA from Dama dama (fallow deer), 1253 nucleotides. It is a transcript of the gene TNFRSF13C, whose product is annotated as TNF receptor superfamily member 13C. The record is from RefSeq and is a predicted model, not a curated record. Gene Ontology annotation, cellular component: external side of plasma membrane. Lineage: Eukaryota; Metazoa; Chordata; Mammalia; Artiodactyla; Cervidae. Gene Ontology annotation, molecular function: signaling receptor activity. The coding region runs from base 118 to 780 and encodes 220 amino acids. The transcript is spliced from 3 exons. Gene Ontology annotation, biological process: T cell costimulation; positive regulation of T cell proliferation; tumor necrosis factor-mediated signaling pathway.
CGGGCUGGGGCGGAGUGGGUGGCGCCCCGCCCGGUUUCCUCCCGGCGGGGCAGCAGAGGCCAGACUCGGUCCGGAGGGCGGCGGGGGUGCGCGCAGAAGGCUAGAGGCUUUGGCAGCAUGCAGCGAGGGCGGAGAAGCAUGCGGGGCAAGGACCGGCCGGCACCCACGCAGUGCCUGCAGACCCAGUGCUUCGACCCGCUGGUCCGCAACUGUGUGGCCUGCAGUCUCCUCCGGACGACGGAGCCUAGACCGGCCUCACCUUCCUCCGGCCCUCCCCCUCCCCACGCCCCCCUCCCCUCCGCCCCCUGCUCCCCCUGCCCGUCCCCUCCAGCAGGCGGCCCGAGCAGCCUGGCGCCCGGGACGGCGCUGCAGCCGCAGGAGUCGGCGGGCCCGGGGACCCCAGCGGAGGCCGAGGCGGCGCUGCCGCUCCCGGCGCUGCUCUUCGGAGCCCCCGCGCUGCUGGGCCUGGCGCUGGCCCUGGCCCUGCUCGGGCUGGUGACCUGGAAGCGCCGGCGGCGGCGGCGGCUGGGCACGGCGAUGGCCCCUGAGACUCCCGAGGCCCCGGAGGUCCCAGAGGCCCCGGACAGAGACCCAGACAAGCCCCUGGACGUUGACCCCACACUCUCCCCCGGAACCCUGGAUGCCAUGGCUCCCAUCUGGCUUCCGCCCAGUGAAGACCCGGCGGCCACCCCACCUGCCCACAGCGUCCCUGUGCCAGCCACAGAGCUGGGUUCCACUGAACUGGUGACCACCAAGACAGCCGGGCCUGAGCUACAGUAGCGACUGAGGAGGGCAGCAGGUGGCCCCCUCCCUCUCUACGGGCCACCAGCCAGACUUGGAGGUUGAAUUCAGUUCUUCACCCCGGUGCCCACUGUCCUUUCUGGGAGCCCACCUGCUCCCCAGCUAACCCUGCAGAGCUACAGGCACCCAGACCACAGGGCUUGGACUGCAUGGCAUUGUAUGGCAUGUUAGCAUUUGGCUUAAACUCAUACUGGGCUGCCCAGGCGGCGCUAGCGGUAAAGAAUCUUCCUCCCAAUGCAGGAGACAUUAAGGGUGGUGGGUUUGAUCCCUGGGUUGGGAAGAUCCCCUGGAGGAGGAAAUGGCAACCCACUCCAGUACUCUUGCCUGGAGAAUCCCAUGAACAGAGGAGCCUGGUGGGUUAUAUUCCAUGGGCUCGCUAAGACUGGACAUGACUGAGUGAGCACAAAUACACAAAAUAAAUUCAUACCACCUGUCGUUGUCCUUAAAGGUCA